AUGUCUGCCAUAUUUCGUUCUUCCGCAUCCAAGCUCCGCUGCUUAACGAUCUCCACCCUCUCCUUGAAGCCAUUGUCAAACCUCUUCCACUCGUCUGCCACCAGAGCCCCACCCACCACCACCCUUUUCCAGCCCCAGCUGAGCCUGCUAUUCCGCAGACCCCAGAAAUUAGGGUUUCAAGAGAGGCACAAAUGGGACGGAAGCUCAGAUAAGUACGAUCAAAUCAAGGCCGAGGUCAACUGCCCCCGAUGCUCCAAGAUGAUAACCGUGCUCUUCUCCAACCGACCUCUCUCCAUCACUGCCACCGAGAACGGGAUUUACCAGGCAGUCAGCAUGUGCUACAAUUGCCGGACGGCCUAUUAUUUCCGGCCGUUCAAGCUGGAGCCACUGCAGGGGAGUUUCAUAGAGAUUGGAAGGGUUAAGGGUGGGAGAGAGAAUUUUGCGGACGUGGAGGGCAAUGGCAUGGGGAAAGGUGGAAAAAAUGGGGUUAAGAUUUGGGAGAAGUUAAAGUCGUAUGGUUCCGGUGAGAUUAAUGCAAAGAGAGGUGAUUCUGAUGUUGAUGGUGAUUGUAAUGCGGAAGGAAACUCAGAGGGAAAGAGUGCAGGGGUUGUGGAGGAGAUGGUUAAAGUAGGGAAGGAGUUGCCAACUCCAAAGGAGAUAUGUAAAGUGCUCAAUGAGUUUGUUAUUGGGCAAGAGAAGGCAAAAAAGGUGCUUUCCGUUGCUGUUUACAACCACUACAAAAGAAUUAAUAGCCCAUUGGUGCAGAGCCAGUCAGGUGCUAAACCAGACUGUGCUGUCACUGAAUUGGAUUUUUCCAGUGACGAUGUUGUUGAGCUGGAGAAGAGCAAUGUCUUAUUGAUCGGCCCAACUGGUUCAGGCAUGAUGCAUGCUGCUGACUUCAAUGUUGAAGCAGCUCAACGUGGAAUUGUUUAUAUAGAUGAAGUUGACAAGAUAACCAAGAAGACCGAGAGCCUCAACAUGGGCAAAGAUGUAUCUGGAGAGGGUGUUCAGGAAGCUCUGCUGAAGAUGCUAGAAGGAACUGUUCUAAGUAUUCCUGACAGUAGCACGCCCAAGCAUUCACGGCAUGAUAGCAUUCAGAUAGAUACAAAAGAUAUCCUCUUCAUUUGUGGUGGAGCUUUUGUUGAUCUAGAGAAGACCAUUUCUGAGAGACGUCAAGAUUCCUCUAUCGGUUUUGGAGCACCUGUCCGCGCUAAUUUGAGACUUGCUGGAUUGAAUUCUGCUGCAGCCUCAUCUCUACUAGAACACGUAGAGAGUGGUGAUCUUACUGCAUAUGGUCUUAUACCUGAAUUUGUUGGGCGAUUUCCUGUUGUCGUGAGCUUAUUGGCUCUUGAUGAGGACCAACUUAUUAAGGUACUUACUGAGCCUAAAAAUGCUCUAUGUAAGCAAUACAAGAGGAUAUUCAGCAUGAAUCAUGUCAAUUUAGAAUUCACAGACAAUGCGAUGAGAUUGAUUGCUCAAAAAGCAAUAGCCAGGAAUACAGGUGCACGUGGUCUGAGAGCUAUAUUAGAAAAUAUUCUGACAGAAGCUAUGUUUGAGGUCCCAGAUGCAAAAACCGGUGAAGAUCAUGCAGAUACAGUCUUGGUUGAUGAAGAGGCCGUGAAACAUGGAGCAAAAUUGCUUCAUUCGGCAUGUGGGUUUGAUGAAACUUUCAGGCAGACAAAAUCGAAAAAUGAGGAAGAUAGAAGCCCAGUGAGGGUAGGCGAUGCGGAAGUUCUGGAGGGUUCAUGGCCUGCCGUUAGCUUGUAA
Molecule: messenger RNA, 1767 nt
Organism: Striga hermonthica
Lineage: Eukaryota; Viridiplantae; Streptophyta; Magnoliopsida; Lamiales; Orobanchaceae
Source: the annotation of a GenBank genome assembly